Molecule: messenger RNA, 1122 nt
Organism: Ambispora leptoticha
Lineage: Eukaryota; Fungi; Glomeromycota; Glomeromycetes; Archaeosporales; Ambisporaceae
Source: the annotation of a GenBank genome assembly
AUGCGACCCACAACCUAUGGCUCGUUUUGUAAGGGUAUUGUAACUUCAAUAGGACCAACGACAAACAAAUUUAACCUUUGUAAUAAAUUAUCAGAUGCAAGAGUUUCUAGCCUCGUUACACGGAAUUCUUUGGAAUUAACGAAACUUGGUUCUGAUAAGUGUGCCAAUUUUCCGAAAAUUAUUAGGGAAUAUGCGACUUCAGCACCCGGACAGUUUAAAACAUAUAAACCUGUGUCACCAGGACGUCGAUGGCUUCGUCGUCCAAUCAACGACCAUUUGUUCAAAGGAAGACCAGUCAAGAAACUCACAAUACCCUUACGUAAGUCUGGCGGACGUAACGUGCAUGGACAUAUCACGGUAAGGCACCGUGGUGGAGGGCAUAAGCGUCGAAUUAGAUUAGUAGAUUUCAAAAGGUGGGAUCCUGGUCCGCAAGAAGUUCUUCGUAUCGAGUAUGAUCCAAAUCGAUCGGGGCAUAUUGCUUUAUUAAGGCACAAAGAAACCAGGAAACUUUCUUAUAUACUCGCGCCACAUGGUCUUGAAGUCGGAUCGAUCGUCGAGUCUUUUCGUACGGCGCCAAAGGUUAAUGCCGAUAAGAAAUUACAAGCUACAACCACAACCUCGUCAGCUGAAGAGAUUUAUGAUCCAGCAAUUUCGCGUAUGGCCAGAAUAGUCAAAGGAAAUUGCCUGCCGUUAAGAAUGAUACCAGUGGGCACCUUAAUUCAUUGUGUUGGCCUUAAACCUAACGGCGCGGGAAUUUUGUGUCGCGCUGCUGGCACUUCAGCUCAAGUUGUGCAAACUGGGGAAAAAGGAUAUGCGCAAAUUCGACUCAAAUCUGGUGAAGUUCGCCUGAUUCAUGUUGAAUGUUGCGCUUCUAUUGGUACCGUGUCAAAUCCUGAUCAUCAACAUCGUAUGCUCGGAAAAGCGGGUCGGUCUCGAUGGUUAGGGCGAAGACCAACGGUUAGAGGUGUGGCGAUGAACGCAGUUGACCAUCCUCACGGUGGUGGACGUGGUAAAAGUAAAAGUAAUCGUCAUCCUGUGAGUCCUUGGGGUGUUUUGGCUAAAGGUGGUAAAACUAGAAGACAACCGAAUAAAUGGGUUGUUAAGCAGAGAGCGCGAAGAUGA